Molecule: messenger RNA, 1872 nt
Organism: Capsaspora owczarzaki ATCC 30864
Lineage: Eukaryota; Filasterea; Ministeriida; Capsasporidae
Product: HORMA domain-containing protein
Exons: 10
Coding region: 1-1872 (623 amino acids)
Source: RefSeq, a predicted model, not a curated record
AUGCUUCAAGUCAAAUCGCACCAUGCCCUCGCGCUCGCCUCCCAGCGCAAUGCGGCGUCGCGCCCCACUGCUUCUGUUGCAUCUGCAACGUCCGUGGCGACCGCCAAGAGUGCAACGGCCGCAACGACUGAAGAAGUCACGCACCAGCUCUCUGUAAACCUGGUCAAGAACUUGCUGCGCCUGACGGUGUCCAACAUCACGUACCUGCGUGGUCUGUUUCCCGAAAGCGUCUACGCGGAUCGCAACAUUGACGGCCUCGCUGUGAAGGUCUUGCGCCACGGCGCGUCGAAAGCUGCCGACCAGCUCAUGGAAUGGGUCGGAGGCUGCUUCGAUGCUCUCGAGCGCCGUUAUCUGCGCAAGACGGUCGUGGGCAUUUUCACAAAUCCGAACGAUCCGAGCUCGCUCGUCGAGUCGUACACGUUCCGAUUUGAGUACUCGUCCGACGGAGCGGUGCAGACCAACCUGUCGCUCCAUCAGGGCGAGCGAUGCGUGGGGACCACUGCGACCAUGCGUGAGAUCAAGGGUGCCACCAUCAAGAUGCUUCGCACUAUUAUUGUGCUGAUCCAGACUUUGAAGCAGCUGCCAGAGGAGCGCUACAUUACCAUGACGCUGUACUACUACGACGAAGUCACACCGCUCGAGUAUCAGCCUCCGUGCUUCAAGAUGACCCAGGCUGCAGACCAAUAUGAGUUUGAAGCGACCCCUUUGAACAUCAACGUUGGAGAGCUCAGCACCGGCUUCCAUCGGCUGAAGCUAAGCAUCAAGGCCAUGAACGGACAGUUCGACCUUCCUCAGUCCGAUGAGCUGCAGGGCGCUGCCAGCACCAGCGAUGGCGAUUCGCCCGCUCACGAGCACCAUUUUGCUCAGCCGCAACAUCCCCAGCCUGCUGCAACUGCUGCGAGAGCAUCGCCGCCUGUCGCUCCCGUUGUCGCCCAGCCACACCAACAGCACGCGCGCCUCGAGCAGCUCCCGUUGUCGCCCGAGAUCAGCCAGCAGGACGGCAGCAACCCGGCAGAAGCCCUUCGUCCUCGAGUCAACCUCAGUCUGAGCAAGCCAAAGUCCGUGGCGUCCUCGGUCGCGAGUGUGGCUCCUGCCGCCCCGGACGCAGCCAUCCUCCACCAAGCCACAACGGAGCGCGCGUCGCAGGCUGUUCCCAUUCCCAACGGAAAACUGGCCAACCUUGCUGUGCCUUCCAGUUCUGCUGCUGCGCAAUCCGCGUCCCAGCACGAGUCGCCUCAUCCUCCGCAAGUGGACCGCGCUCCCGCCGACGAUCUCGUGCGUUGCCCUUGUGGCGUGAGUGAGACGGACGGGCGCAUGAUCAACUGCGAUCGCUGCGGCUAUUGGCAACAUGGUGUUUGCUUUGGUUUCCGCGAAGGCCGGAAGCUCCAGCUCGACAGCCAUCUGUGUGACCUUUGCCACGGCCUUGCGGCCUCCGAUGCGCCUGUCCACCAUCGCAUGUGCUCUGCGUCCACGCCGUCGACCAGCGACCGUAAGCAGCUUGCGCUGCUGCGUCGUGCCCUCUCGGCGUUUGUCAAUGGCAAGACCCGGUCGUUCACGCUCCAGGGCAUGAGCAACCGCCUUGGCGUCCCGCUGCGUGUCUGCCGCGAGCUUGCGCAAAAGAUGGUCGAGGAAGGCGUUGUCAGCACCAAAGAUGCCCGCCUGCUCAACACGAGCACCUUUACCGUCUACCGCAAUCUAAAGGCUCGCGCGGUCGUCGACGAGUACUUUGGUGGCGCAGAGUCCGUCAUUGCUGCGGCGGCCAUUGAAGCCGCGCAAGCAGGAGUGACUCCCACUGCAGCCUCGAUGGCGACGAGUCCUCGUGCAGCCACGGAUGCGGUCCCGCCGCGCGUUGAUGUGGUGGGUGAAAGAUGA